Penicillium samsonianum is the source of this 2142-nucleotide messenger RNA. Its product is annotated as rRNA-processing protein MPP10. NCBI's taxonomy places the organism in Eukaryota, Fungi, Ascomycota, Eurotiomycetes, Eurotiales, Aspergillaceae. Gene Ontology annotation, biological process: rRNA processing. The transcript has a single exon. Gene Ontology annotation, cellular component: small-subunit processome; nucleus; Mpp10 complex. Bases 1 to 2142 code for a protein of 713 amino acids. The record is from RefSeq and is a predicted model, not a curated record.
AUGGCGAAAGGGCAGACCAAAUCAAAGUCGGUAUCGGUUAAUACCGUCCAACCAUCCGAACAGAUGGCUCUAUCGUCCGCUCUGUCCUCGCCAUGGGGUUUCCUCCGUCCCACGAACGAUUUACAUACCACCGUCGUGGAUUCUGCGAAGCACAUCCUGGACUCCCUUGCUGGUUCUGUCGUGGACGCCCAGACCACUCGCCGGCAACUCAACAAAAAGCGCAAAAGGUCGGACCUCGAAUCAGAUUCAGUCACCCAGCUCCAAUUGAAGAACCUCUACGUGGACGGUUUCACCUCGAAUCAAAUAUGGGAACAGGCAACACGGAUUCUCGAGUCGACUGGCGACGAGAUUGAGCGCGAUAUCACUUUGAUUGCCCAACAUGGCGGCUACAUGGAGUCGGCCGACUCCGAGCAGCUUGAGGAUAUCUCUGACCCCGAGGGUGCGCAAAGCGACAGCGACAGCCACGAGAGCAUGCUUGAAGAUCUCUCUGAGGGCUCAGGCGCCGAAGACGAUGUCGACGAAGCGUCUGACCAAGAGGUCGAUAUGGGAUCUGACGAUGACAUGGAAGACAUUGAAGACAUGGACGAUGAUAAUUCCUCAGUUGGCUCCGCCGAAGGAGAGCCCGAAAUAUUUGUCGAGGAUCGAUUUGGACUGAACGACGGAUUCUUCUCUAUCGACGACUUCAACAAGCAGUCCGAGGCUUUAGAGAGACAGGAUGCCGCAGGAGGACCCGAGCAGGCUGAGGACAGCGACGAGGAGGAUCUCGACUGGCAUUCAAACCCGUUGAUGGCUGGAAAUGCUGCGACCAUUCGCAAUGACGACAAAUCGAAGAAUUCACGCCCAACAGAAAAGGAAGACGAAGACAUGGAUGAUAGUGAGGAGGAAGGACCGACUUUCGGCAAUGCCGAUCUCCACGCCGACUCCGAUUCUGAUGACGAAGACGCCGCAGAUAUGGACGAUGGUGAAGCCGCUGCCUGGGUAAACACCAGUGAUAUCAAAUACGCCGAUUUCUUCGCACCUCCACCCCGCAAAGCCUCCAACAAGAAACACCGUGCCCUCCCGAAAACCCAACCCGAUGCACCAGCGGUCGAUGAGAGCGAUGUCAAACGCGCCAUUGAUGACGUUCGACGGGACUUGUUUGACGAUGUUGAUGCGGACUCCGCGGAAGAAGAGGAGGAGAAUCUUGACGGAUCGGCAGAUCCUACUGCCCCACGCUCAACACAUGAGAAGCAGAGGGCACGGAUCGCAGAUGAAAUUCGUCGUCUGGAGGCGGCCAACGUGGCCAAGAAAGAAUGGAUGUAUACUGGUGAGGCCAGAGCUGUCGAGCGACCCGUCAAUUCUCUCAUUGAAGAAGACCUUGACUUUGAGCGAAUUGGAAAGCCCGUUCCCGUCAACACCAACGAGACCACCGAGGACAUCGAGGAACUGGUCAAACGCCGAAUUCUCGCCAUGGAGUUCGACGAAGUCAUCCGCCGUCGGCCAGGUGCCGAGGGUCAGCAAGCCGGAAGAAAACCCCGCUUCGAACUGGAUGAUACCAAGCCACAGCAAGGUCUGGCCGAGAUGUAUGAAACUGAACAUCUUCGCGCUAAUGAUCCCAACUUCGUGGAUACUAAGGACCACAAGUUGAUGCGGGAACAUGCCGAGAUCACCAGUCUUUGGAACGAGGUCAGCUCUCAAUUGGAUACGCUAUGCAACUGGCACUACAAGCCCAAGGUCGCCCAAGCAAGCAUCAACGUCGUUACCGACGCACCAACAAUCAUGAUGGAAGAGGCACGCCCAACGGCUGGCGGUGCUGCCGGUGGCCCCGUUGGACUUGCGCCGCAGGAGAUCUACACACCCGGUGAUAAUGGCCGUGUUAAGGGAGAGGUGGUCCUCAAGACUGGCGCGUCAAUCUCCAAGGAGGAGAUGACCCGUGAGCAGAAGGCCAAGAACAGACGCCAGAAUAAGCAAACUCAAAAGAAGGCCGAUGCUGCCAAACCUACCCAGGAAAAGCCUGGCAAGGCGGCUGAGAAGCAGCAGAUGAUUUCAGACCUGAAGAAGGGAGGAGUUAAGGUCAUUGACAAGGAGGGCCGUAUGACGAAUAUCGACGGUGGCUCUGUCCACGAGAGCGCCAAAAACAGAGGAGACAAUCUGAAAUUGUGA